UGUGAUGGGAUGGAAAAUGGCGGCGAUUAGAAGACCGCAUUAACUUUACAGUUCUUAAAACUAACGGCAGCAACAGCGGGCGCUGUUUUAAUCCAUUAUUUUAGCGGUGGCAUAAUUUGUCUGUGGGAUUUUAUCACAUCGCGAAGUUCUGUGGAGUUUCGUGUCCAUAUGAGCUGAGCGUUUUCCAAAAGCUAACAGUAGCUUGGCACGACUUGGACGUUUGUGAUGGUGAAGGCAGACAGUGAACAAAGCUCGAGUGCUCACAGAGUCUUGUUUGGGGGCGUUACAUUUCAUGUAAAUUUGUUAGAAAACAGAUAUCACUGUUGUAGUGUAGCCAACUAAGUCGGCCUCGAGAUUUAAGUUCACAUUUCCAGUGGACGUUGGCUCGAAAUACCUGCACGAAGUCAGCAACUGUGAGGUUUGGAUGAGGUGUUGUGAUAUUAUGAAACAAUAUUAAUGUAACAGUUAGCUAACAAGCUCGGACUUGUCAUUUUAGUAACCCUCAGGGAAGCUAUGCACUGGCAUAGUAGCUAUUUUUACACUACACAAUGCAGCCAUAUGGACCUACAGUGAAAAUUAAGUCAGGUUAAGUCGGGCUUAAAACUGUUAUUCAGUAGUUUAAUUAGUAGCCUAAUUAUUAGUCGUGCAGAGUGGUUACUUGUUUAGAGGCACACGGCUCAAACCAGCGAUAAUGGAUGACUCCAAGCCUCGAUACAGCAAAAGGCUGAGGGCUGGUACCCGGCGGCGUUACCAUGACGAUGGUAUCUCAGACGAGGAGAUUGACGGGAGGAGGACGUUUGACCUGGAGGAGAAAGUUCACAGUCAGAGGUUCAGCUCUGACCGGGUUAUUCGCAUGGAGGGGAAAGACUUGACGUAUGAAUAUGUUCAGAGAGGAGGAUUGAGGGACCCCAUCAUCUUUGAGAAGCCUAAUGGACUGGGAAUCAAGAUGCCAGACCCUGAUUUCAGUGUCAAUGACGUCAAAAUAUUUGUUGGUAGCAGACGAAUGAUAGAUGUGAUGGAUGUGAGCACCCAGAAGGGGACAGAAAUGUCCAUGGCCCAGUGGAGACGCUACUAUGAGACCCCUCCAUCCCAGAGAGAGAAGCUUUACAAUGUCAUCAGCUUAGAGUUCAGCCACACCAAGCUGGAGAACCUGGUCAAGAGACCUGCCACAGUGGAUUUGAUCGACUGGGUGGACAACAUGUGGCCCCGUCACCUGAAAGAAAGGCAGAGGGACUCAACCAAUUCGAUUAACGACAUGCAGUACCCCAAAGUACAGAAAUACUGUCUGAUGAGUGUCCAGGGCUGCUACACGGACUUCCACAUUGACUUUGGAGGGACCUCAGUCUGGUACCACAUCCUGAGAGGAUGCAAGGUGUUCUGGCUGAUCCCUCCUACCCCUCAGAACCUGGAGCUCUAUGAGAACUGGGUGCUGUCAGGAAAACAGGGAGACAUUUUCCUGGGAGACCGAGCAACUGACUGUCAAAGGAUUGAACUGAAGCAGGGCUUUACCUUCAUAAUACCUUCAGGCUGGAUCCAUGCUGUCUACACCCCUGUGGACACUCUGGUGUUUGGAGGGAACUUCCUUCACAGCUUCAACAUCCCCAUGCAGCUGAACAUCUCCAACAUAGAGGACCGCACACGGGUCCCAGCAAAGUUUCGUUACCCAUUCUACUAUGAGAUGUGUUGGUAUGUGCUGGAGCGCUACGUCUUCAGCCUGACCAGCACCUCCUACCUCACACCAGAGUUUCAGAAACACUCCCUGGGCAUCGGGCUUAAAAAGCCGCCAACCUCAGAUCCAGCGACUGAGCAGGUGAAAGAAGAAGAAGAAGAGGACGAAGAAGAGGAGGACAAAGAAGAGGAGGAGAGUUGUGGUAGUAACGAAGAGACCUCCCAGUCCUCUAAUAAGUCAGGGCUUAAAGUUCAUCUGACUCCCUUGGAGCUGGAGGGGCUGUGGAAUCUGCUGGGGAAACUGGAAGCUCUGCCCUCUAACAAGAAAUGUGUCCCAGCGGGCAUACACAAUGCCCCUGCACUGCUCACACACAUCAAGGCCCUACUAAAGGAACAUGCCAGUGACAAUCCAAAGCUGUCUUACACAGGAAAACCUAUUGUCAAGUGGCCGAAGAGGCCGUCAUGGUACCAGCCUCCUCCUCCUCCACCUCCUCCCCCUCGUCCUAAAUUGGCCACCACACCGGUGAUCCCACGACCUCAGAAACCAGCCUCCUCCAUGUCUGUCCUGAGGCGCCGUAGAGUCAGGUGUAAACGUUGUGAGGCCUGCAUGAGACCAGAGUGUGGCGAAUGUAACUUCUGCAGAGACAUGAAGAAGUUCGGAGGUCCAGGGAAGCUCAAACAGACCUGUGUGCUGCGACAGUGCCUGGCUCCGGGCCUCCCUCUGUCAGCAGUGUGUGAGGUGUGUAAGGAGCCCAACCAGGAGGAGACUGGCGACCCGGCCCUCACUCUGAUGGAGUGUUCCAACUGCGCCCAGAUCGUCCACCCUGCCUGCCUCACGAUCCAGGGUGAAGGGGUGGUGAAUAAAGACUUGCCCAGCUGCUGGGAGUGCCCAAAGUGUGUUCAAGGAAUCACUGACCCAGAGCAGCCUAAAGGAGACAAGAGCAAAAUGCUACCAGUGAAGCGGAAAUCCUCCUCCCUUCUCGAUGCUCGCAUUGCCAAGAUUUACCGACGACACAGACACAGCCGUGACGGAGACGACUCUGCCAGUGACGAUGAUGAUGAAGCCUCUCAGAGAAGGAAGCUGGCUCUCCAGGCCCGUGGAGGAAGCCACGCCUCCAGGAGGGGAUUCGGGGCCAAUAGGAGAGGACUGUUGAGAGGAGGCUCCGCCCACCGAGGCAACAGAGGAGGCCUGGUGACUCCCGGUUCCUCUGUGCUCAAGCUAAAGCGAGGGAUGGCCAUGAGGGAGGGGGCAAGGAGGGGAAGAGGCGUGAGGCUGCGGGGAGGCUCCAAAAUGCAGAGGAGAGGAGAUGAGUCCGACGAGUCUGAUGACGACGACGACGACGACGAUGAUGAAGAGGAGGAGGAGGAGGACAGUGAAGACGGGGAUAAAGAGCGACGGCACCGUCGACAGAGACGGAGGCGCAGGACGGAUGAUGAUGACGAUGAGGAUGAAGACGAAGACAGCGAGGGGCAGGAGUUCGACCCUGAGGAGGAGGAGAUGGACACACUGGAGGAUGAGGAAGAGGAGGAGAUGGAGGAGGAGGAGAUGGAGGAGGAAGGACGCUGGGAUUCAGACCCAGAACCCCCUGUUCUCCUGGUGUCUGAUCUUAAUGAUGAUCUGCUGAGUGGCUCCUACCUGACCGUCACGCUGCAGCGCCCCCACAAGGCCAAGAGACACGCAGGCUCCAUUGUCCCUAAGCUGGAAGCAGCCAUGGGUCCGAGGACCGCUGCCGUGGGACCUGGAGCUCAGCAGGGCUUUGUCCAGCGCAAGUCUGCACUCUCCAAACCGUCCCGACUGAAGAACAGUGACGGGACCCCCGACAGCCUGACCCCAACAAGCAGAGGACCCGGCAGGCCACGUCUCCGGGGUAGCCAUCACCAUGGCGACCGAGGCCCCAGGGAUAGGUCUGCAUCUUCUUCAGAGGAAGAGGAGUCUGCUCCCCAUACCUCGUCCUUCUCUCCCCCGUCCCUGCUGUCGCUGCCGUCCUUCAAGGACGUGGGGAACGAGAAGGGAGGGGAGAAGGAGGUGUGGGUGGCCGUGUUCAGAUACCUGAACCGAGCCGAGCUGCUGGCCUGCAUGACUGUAUGCAAGGCCUGGUACAAGUGGAGCUGCGACAAGCGCCUGUGGAGCCACGUGGACGUGAGCCGCUGCAGCCCGCUCAGUAACCAGGCCUUGGCGGGCAUCAUUAAGCGGCAGCCCACCUCUCUGGACCUGUCCUGGACCCCGCUGGCCAAGAAACAGCUCAACUGCCUGCUCACCAGACUGCCAGGUGUGAGGGAGUUGAGGCUGGCCGGCCUGUCCUGGUCCUGUCUGUCAGCACUGGUCUCUCCUACUCUGCCCUACCUCCGGCUGCUGGACCUGCGCUGGUGUGAAGGUGUUGGUGAUUCACAAAUUAAAGAUCUGAUCACCCCGCCUGGCUCGGAGUCGUCCCGCAGCCGGCUGCGGAACAUGGUGACGUUGCGUUUGUCUGGUUUGGACAUCAGCGAGUCGACUCUGAGGCUGCUGCAGCGCCACAUGCCCCAGCUGGAGAGGCUGGACUUGGCGCACUGCAAGGACAUCAGCGACACCUCCAUCGCUCUGCUGGCGGCGGCUGGGACGCACACCCGCAACAACCUCACUGAGCUCACACUGGCCGGUUGUAGCUACCUGACGGACGGCUGUCUGUCCUACCUGAAGAGACUGUCCUCUCUGACUCUGCUGGACCUCCGAGGCUGUAAGAGCAUCAGCAGGCGAGGCUGUGAUGCCUUCAUCUCAGACCUGUCACACAUCGCUCUCUUCUGCAUGAUGGAGGAAAAGCUGAUCCAGAGGAUAGACUAACAGAUGCUGUUUCAGUCACCUGCACCACUUAGGAGCUCAUCUACAGGACAGAAGAACCACAAGCGGGGUUCAGCUGAACAACACUCGCUCUGAGGAUAAAGUCCAGACUGACUCAUACACACGAGAGGUUUCAAUGUAAUUUUGCCUCAUCUCGUGCCGUUUUUGGGAAGCCAGUAUCUGUGGUGUGGCUGGACACAAACUCACCAGUAUCCAGAGGGAAACAUCUUUUUUUUUUCUUUUUUUUUUUUUUUAAAUAAAAUGUAUCUAAAAUGUCAAACAUUGAGGGAACGGGACCACAGCGACUCAGAUACAGUGUUAUAUAUUUGUUAUUCAGAGAUGUUUAGCUGUAAGUGUUUCCUGGCUAACCAAAGCCAUCAGCUCAGACUUUGAAGCUUAAAAUAACUCUUCUGGUUCCAUAACUCUGUGGCUGGUACUGAGUGAGAACAGGUGCUUUAAUAUCCAGUGUAAUGUUGGGUCUCCCUGUGAUGAUGUCACAUAUCGCUGCUGUCAGGUGAAAACAUGGGAUGUUUCUACAAGCUCUGUCUUUUGUCACAGAUUGUGGCCUAGAGAGCAUGUCUACACAGACGUGCCAACACUACAACAAGAUAUGGAUUCUUUUGUCAGCAGUGUGAUGUGUGUUCAGUCGUAGUAGUGCUGCAUAUGUACUCAUGAAAGUUAACAAGGGACAUCACACCUUAUCCUGGAAUCCAAGUGAACAGUGAAGAUGGAGAGGACGACAUCUUCCUGUACCUGUACCUGUGUACAGGUAUUCUAACAUGAAUAUGUGUGUUAAUUUGUCCAGGUUAAGGGUCAGUCACUCAAUUUUCUGAGGCUUUUUUUACUUUUACUUGUAAAUGUAUGUGUGUGUGUAUGUGUUGGGGGGGGUUGAAUAAAGUUCAACUAUGACAUGAAUGAGUAAAACAUGAUAAAACAUGUCA
Molecule: messenger RNA, 5424 nt
Organism: Myripristis murdjan (pinecone soldierfish)
Lineage: Eukaryota; Metazoa; Chordata; Actinopteri; Holocentriformes; Holocentridae
Gene: kdm2aa
Product: lysine (K)-specific demethylase 2Aa
Exons: 25
Coding region: 692-4486 (1264 amino acids)
Molecular function (GO): protein binding; zinc ion binding; DNA binding
Source: RefSeq, a predicted model, not a curated record